Molecule: messenger RNA, 801 nt
Organism: Paramecium tetraurelia
Lineage: Eukaryota; Ciliophora; Oligohymenophorea; Peniculida; Parameciidae
Exons: 1
Source: RefSeq, a predicted model, not a curated record
AUGCGGAUUAUCAUUCUUCAAAUAAAUUUAUUGGCAAGUCUUUGGAAUUCAGUAAGUAAUUAUUCUCAGCCGAUUGGUUAAUUAUUAAUAUCUUUUCUAAGCCACAUUCACGAAAAUAAUGAUCUGCUGCAUUUGCUGAAAAUAAUUUAAGAUGCUAAAUGUUAAUGUCAAUAUUUAGAGUUUUAUUUCCUUAUUUUUCUUUACUAUAAGCCAAAAGAAAUUGAAUUUGGAGAUAAGGUAAUCCUUAAAUCCAUAGAGAAAAGAUAUUCAAUUUAAAUUUCAUGGAAUGUGGCUUUGCUGGAAUUAUAUCUCCAACAUUCUAAUCAUUUCUUAUAAGUAUCUAACAAAUCAUAACUAUUUAGUGGCUUAGCCUAAGUCUUUUUAGUUCAUCAUCUAAUUUGGAGUGACUUGACUUGUAUUAAUAAAGGAAUUAACAUCUUUAUAAGAUACACUAUAUGUUAAGAGGAUAACUAUAUCAAUAUAUAAAAUUGUGAGUUAAAUUAUGAAGAAGAAUAGAGGAUUAGAGAAAAUAAAACAUAAUUCAAAUUUGGGAAGGCUAAAGACGAGUAUUUUCCAUCAAAAACAGAAUAAGAUAUUAUGCGCUGGUUAAUUUAUUUAGAGUAACUUUUCUUAAAAUAAUUGUGUAUAAUAGCAGUUUUGUUUACUGGAAUCAUUUUUGGUUAGAGUGUUUCCAUUUUAUUGGCAAUUAAUUUAUUAAUCAAUUCAAUUAUAAUAUUCUAAUCAAUACUUCCUGGAACAGUUGUAAAACCUCGUUUAAAUAUAAUUCUUGGAUUUUUAUGA